GCGGCGGGCGUCGGGGUGGUGAUGCUGCUGCUGCUGGUGGUGCUGAUCCCGGUGCUGGUGGGCUCGGCGGGGCCCGAGGGGCGCUACGAGCUGCUGGGCGCCUGCCGCAUGGUGUGCCAGCCCUACGCCGCCGCCGACGCCGCGCCCGCGCCCCCCACCAGCGCCGGCAGGCGGGACAGCGGCGGACCCCCGACGACGCCGCCGCCCUCGCCGCCGCCGCCGCGCCGGGGCCCGCCGGGCAAGGCGGGCAAGGCGGGGCCGCCGGGGCCGCCGGGGCCGGCCGGUCCGCCGGGCGAGCGCGGGGCGUCGGGGCUCCCCGGGCCCCCCGGGCCGGGCGGGCCGGCGCUGGGCGUCGGGGCGGUGAGCGCCGCCACCUACAGCACGGUGCCGCGCGUGGCCUUCUACGCCGGCCUCAAGAACCCGCACGAGGGCUACGAGGUGCUCAAGUUCGACGACGUGGUGACCAACCUGGGCAACGGCUACGAGGCGGCCAGCGGCAGGUUCACCUGCACCAUCCCCGGCACCUACUUCUUCACCUACCACGUCCUCAUGCGCGGCGGCGACGGCACCUCCAUGUGGGCCGACCUCUGCAAGAACGGCCAGGUCAGGGCCAGCGCCAUUGCUCAAGACGCAGAUCAGAACUACGACUAUGCCAGCAACAGUGUCAUCCUACACCUGGAUGCCGGUGAUGAGGUUUUCAUCAAGCUGGACGGAGGCAAAGCCCACGGGGGCAACAAUAACAAAUAUAGCACCUUUUCAGGCUUCAUCAUCUACUCAGACUGA
Euleptes europaea (tarantolino) is the source of this 783-nucleotide messenger RNA. It is a transcript of the gene C1QL1, whose product is annotated as complement C1q like 1. The coding region runs from base 22 to 783 and encodes 253 amino acids. Gene Ontology annotation, molecular function: protein binding. NCBI's taxonomy places the organism in Eukaryota, Metazoa, Chordata, Lepidosauria, Squamata, Sphaerodactylidae. The transcript has 2 exons. The record is from RefSeq and is a predicted model, not a curated record.